GUGGUGGUCACUACUUCUGCUGCCGACAAACCCAGUAAUUGAUACGGACUUCAACAGAUUACCAACUCUAAAGCCCUCCGGUAUAAGCGCAGGACUGAAAAUGAUUUGGCGGGGGAGAGCGCUUACGGUUUUGGUUACCCUUUUGGGACUUUUGGUGUCUGUGCAAUGUAUAAGCCGGCAAGAAAUGUUUCCGUUCGGUCCAAGUGCUGGGGAUCAGUUGCUGCGACCAGGGAACGAUCAAACGCAAGAAGUCUCACUGGGAAGCCCCGUGGUAUUUUACAAUAGGAAAUUUGACAAGAUUUAUAUAAACACCAAUGGGUUUGUUGCCACAGAGGAGCCUACAACUGAGUCUGAGUACCUGGGCAACAUGCCUGCCAGUUUUGGCAUGAUUGUAGCGCUUCAGGGAGACCUUGAUACAAGUGAUGGUAUUGGUAAAGUCUACUUCCGCUACGACACCAGCUUAUCCACCCUUCAACAAGCAGCGGACCACAUCAAUAGAGCUUUCCCUGAAGAUGAGCCAAUUAAUCCCACUCAUGUUCUGGUGGUCACGUGGUUGGACAUGGCCGCCCACAAUCCCCACAGUAGACAAGAUGGGCUGAAUCGGAGACGAAAUACCUUCCAGUUGGUGAUUGCUUCGGUUGAGUCAGCAUCCUAUGCCAUCCUGCUGUACCCAAGACACGGAUUACAAUUCUACUCCACAGUGACAGGGGGCACUAGCUAUACUAUGCAGGCUGGCUUUAGUAAAGGACAGGAAACUUACUUAGUGUUUAGUAAGAGACAAGGACCGUACAGUCGCAUCACAGAUGAAGAAGAGACAUCUGUCAGGGCUUUGGCUGAGCAGACAAAUUCUGGGAAGCAAGGCGUUUGGGUGUUUGAGAUUGGAACAUAUCCAUACUUCACUCAGGUAGCUCCAGGUGAGGUGACAGAUCUGUCACCUGACACACCUCAGCAGCAUGCUUGGGAAAGAACCGAUGAGGCCAAAGUUCCAAUUCACACGGGGAAUCGGCAUCAAGUCGAGGAAUAUCCUACAUAUCGGGCCACACCAGAUAACACCCAGGACGUAUUGUACCGUAAAGAGCAACUCUCUCAACCUGGGUCUGUACCUCUUUACCCUGUCCAGUUCCAACCACAGCCACCACGUUACCAACCAGGUGAUCGUCAGGUCGUGGUGGUGGAAGACGGAGAAAUCGAUGUUGAUGUGUUCACCUACAACUCUGAGACCUGUGCCAACAACAGGCAAAAAUGUUCAAAUUUUGCUGACUGUAGAGAUUACCCAAAUGGCUACUGCUGCCACUGCAGACCUGGUUUCUAUGGCAAUGGAAAACAAUGUGUAGCUGAGGGGAAACCCCAGAGAAUGAAUGGCAAGGUGAUUGGUAGGGUGACUGUGGGGAACUCUCCUUAUCCUGUUGAGUUUUCCAGCAAUGACCUGCACGCCUAUGUCGUGGCCAAUGACGGUCGAGCAUACGUCGCCAUCAGUGGCAUCCCUGAGAGUGUGGGCUUUUCUCUCCAGCCUCUCUCCUCCCUGGGUGGUGUCAUUGGUUGGGCCUUUGCCCUUCAACAGCCUGGUUACAAGAAUGGCUUCAGCAUAAUUGGAGGAGAGUUCACACGUCAGGCUGAGGUGACCUUCAUGCCACGAGGCGAGAAACUGACCAUCACUCAGGAGUUCAAAGGCCUGAAUGAGCAUGAUCACCUAGUGGUUGACACCAAACUGGAAGGAACGGUCCCUGAGGUCCCAAGGGGAGCAACUGUGCAGAUAGACCCCUAUUCAGAGGUGUAUCAGUACAGUAACAACUUGAUCACUUCUUCUUCAACUCGAGAUUAUGUGAUCAGUCUAGAAGAUGGCACCACAGAGAACAGAUCUUUCCAAUGGAGACAGACCAUUACAUUCCAGAGCUGCAUCCAUGAUGAGACUAUCAGGGAGGUGCCGGCAACCCAGAUGCUCAGUGUGGACCAGGUGUUUGUCAUGUACUCCGUCAACGACCAGCUCAUGCGUUAUGCUAUGAGCAACAAGAUUGGCGACAUCAGUGGAGGUGAACAGCCUGAAGAGAACCCUUGCUUCACAGGGAGACAUGGGUGUGACACCAAUGCUGCAUGCAGACCUGGACACGGAAAUCAGUUCACGUGCGAGUGUAUCUCUGGUUUUACUGGGGAUGGUCGUGGAUGUUAUGACGUUGAUGAAUGCCGUGAAAGUCCUUACUUGUGUGGCCAACAUGCUACCUGCAGUAACCAGCCAGGAACCUUCCAUUGUGAGUGUAUGGAUGGCUUCCAGUUUGCCGGUGAUGGACAAACAUGUGUUGAGGUGAACCGCCCCACAGACCAUUGUCAAGCUGGUACCCAUGACUGUGAUAUCCCUGAACGUGCUCGGUGCAGCUAUAGUGGAGGCUCCGCUUACAUCUGCUCCUGUCUGCCAGGUUAUUUAGGAGAUGGGCGCAUCUGUCAAGACAUUGAUGAAUGCCAGCAAGGCAGAUGCCACCAGAAUGCCAUCUGUUACAACACACAGGGAUCUUUCACCUGCCAAUGCAGACCUGGUUUCUAUGGAGAUGGUUUCUACUGUUCCUCAGAACGGGAGAAAACACGUUGUGAGAUCCACAGAGAAACAGCCCUUGGGUCCUCACCAGAUGCUUACCCACGCGGCCCCCGCCCCAUCCCUGGGGCGUACGUGCCCACGUGUGAUGCCCAGGGAAACUAUGAGCCCACUCAGUGCCACGUUAGCAUCGGACAGUGCUGGUGUGUGGAUCGAAACGGAUUAGAGAUUGAUGGCACACGUACUUUACCUGGCAGUCGACCCAUGUGUUUUGAUGGAGGAGAUGUCUCACCUAUAGGACCCACCCCCAGGCCAGAUGUCCAACCAGUGCCCCCUGGUACUCAUCUUCUGUUCGCCCAGAGUGGAAAGAUUGAAUACAUCCCAAUGGAGGGAUCCGGCAUGAAGAUAAGUGAGGCAAAGACUGCCCUGCAUCUUCCCGAGAAGGUUGUGAUUGGAGUUGCCUAUGACUGUGUGGAGAGGAUGGUUUACUGGACAGACAUUACAACUCCAGCUAUUGGUAAAGCUGACCUGCAAGGGGGAGAGCCUGUUCAGCUCAUUCGAUCGGAUCUUGGCAGCCCAGAGGGCAUUGCCAUAGACCAUCUGGGUAGAACCAUGUACUGGACUGACUCCAUGAAGGACCGAAUUGAAGUGGCCUCUCUGGAUGGAGCCCAGAGAAGAGUUUUGAUCGACACAGACCUGGUGAAUCCCCGUGCUAUCAUCACUGACCCAAACAACGGAUACCUUUACUGGGCAGACUGGAAUAGAAAUGCACCCAAGAUCGAGGUAGCGCACAUGGACGGCACAAGCCGCAGGGUCUUAGCUAAAGAUGACCUGGGUCUGCCAAAUGGGUUAACCUAUGACCCCCAAACUUCUCUGCUGUGCUGGGCGGACGCUGGUACACACAAAGUGGAAUGCAUGAAUCCAAACCAGAAUAAUCGCAGACAAGUCAUGGAGGGCAUUCAGUAUCCAUUCGGCAUGGCUUCUCAUGGCAAAAACCUCUUCUACACUGACUGGAGAAGGAACGCAGUGAUUGUCAUUGAUAGCUAUGCAGGAAGAGAAACAGAGGAGUUCCAGCCUCAGAAGAGGUCUCGUCUCUACGGCAUAGCAACAGCUUAUGCCCAGUGCCCCUCAGGACAAAACUACUGCUCAGUCAACAAUGGAGGCUGCACACACUUGUGUUUGCCGACCCCCACUGGCCGUACCUGCAGAUGCCCUGACAAUGCAGUGGGAGUGAGUUGUGUUGAGAGGGAUGGCAGAUUGUAAGGAGUGAAAGAAACAGAUGGGACAGAAUGUACACUGGGAUUAUGUUUGAAAGGACUGAAUCAUGUAUGUGUCUGUGCAUUUUAAUUUUUACUGUAUACACAAAACUAUCAUUAUUAAAUGUAGAGCUGUACAGAUUCUGAUUCUCUCAAACAUAUUUUUGUUAAACCCAGCCAAGUCUUCAAUCCCAAAACAGGUUGUAACUUUAUGACAUGAGGUGUUAGUGUAGUGGAGUCAUUUGUUCAUGUAUCCUAAAGAAACAUUUGCCUACAAUAGAAAUAUCAAAUAAAGCAAUAUUUCAUGUUGCCACUGAACAUCACAAGUUUACACGGCAGCUUGCUAACAUGCUAUGAAGUAAGAGACUUUAUCUGUUGUGAAGUUACAUUUUUUAAUGAGUUAAAUCCCUUAAUAUUAUAUAUUAGAUCAUGUGUCAUUGUUUUUAAUCCUUUAUUAUCAUUAUUUGUAAAUACAACUAUAGUAACUAUGUCCAUGUGGUGCUCUUGAGUGGGCAUAAAUCAUUUGCAAGAUUUCAAGAGAUAACUGUGAAAUAUGUACACUUGCAGAGUAUUAUUUGUCUAACUAUCAGAUGUAUGAAAGCCAGUGUCUCUUCUAAUGUCACUCAAAUUUUAGGGUAUACCACCUGUCAUUGUCUUUAAGCACAAAAAACGCUGACAAUCUGAAACAACUGAACUAAUAAAGUUUACAUCCUGUGCAUCUGUCCAAUAAAAUACCAUUUUAUAGAAAAA
This is a messenger RNA of Chanos chanos (milkfish), 4530 nucleotides long. It is a transcript of the gene nid1a, whose product is annotated as nidogen 1a. Gene Ontology annotation, molecular function: Wnt receptor activity; calcium ion binding; Wnt-protein binding. Lineage: Eukaryota; Metazoa; Chordata; Actinopteri; Gonorynchiformes; Chanidae. The coding region runs from base 101 to 3787 and encodes 1228 amino acids. Gene Ontology annotation, cellular component: plasma membrane. Gene Ontology annotation, biological process: canonical Wnt signaling pathway; cell-matrix adhesion. The transcript is spliced from 20 exons. The record is from RefSeq and is a predicted model, not a curated record.